UAACUCUUGAAACUAGAUUAAAAAUGGUAUUUAGGGGUAACCAAUCUUAUCGAAAACUUUUAGUACCCAUAAAACAUUAUGAAGCAAAGUCAUAAGAUUAAUUCAAAGUUAUGUUAUGAAAAUGGUGGAGGUCCAUACGUACUUAACAGCAGUGACGAAGCUUGACCCGAAUGACAGGGGGUCGAAAACGUAUAUACCAAAAAAUUUCUAUAGAACCGAGGGGUCGAAAACGUAUAUACCCAAAAAUUUAUAUACGAAAACUACAUAUAUAACACUACUGAGCGAAAAGUUCGAGGAAUCGGGUGCCCCCUCCGCCCCUUCUAUACUUCACCUGGUUAACAGAUAAAAACACCAACAUUACAAGAACAUAUUCAAAUUACAAAAUUAAUAACAGUUUUUUUUUAAUUCAUAAUAAUUUAAAAUUCUUUAUAACAAGUAAUGAAAUGAAUGUGAAUAUGAACUAAUGCAUAUUAAUUAGGCCUUGUGACUUGCUACAAGGUACACCUAACACUAAUUUCAGAGUAAUGACUCCUUGCACUUUCAACCCCUCUCACUUUCGGUCUAUAUCUUAUCUAUCUAUAUAGCAAACCUUUUUUUUUCAUUCACUCAUACAUUGCAAGUAUGAUGCGGUUAGCCAAGUCAUGUCUAUGGUCACGGAGCUUGUUGGCGUUUAGUGCUAUAACGGGAAUUAGCGCUAACAGUUUUGCGUCAACGGUACCAAGGAUUGAAAGGCGUGGUUCGUAUGCUAUACACACCCUUAAGGAGAAGGCGAUGUUGAUGGACGAAGGCGAACGACGAUUCCCACCGCAAUACCAGGACUCGCAACCGGGGAAAGAGUACCUCAUGAACCCUCUCCCACAAUUUAGCAACCCUAAUUACAAGCCAUCUGGCAAACUCCAUGGAAAGGUGGCAUUGGUGACAGGAGGAGAUUCAGGUAUUGGGAGGUCUGUUUGCUACCACUUUGCUUUGGAGGGUGCAACUGUAGCCUUCACUUACGUGAAGAAUGUCGAGGACAUAGACGCAAAUGAUAUGUUAAAGAUAACAAAUGAGUCAAGAGUUAAAGGCUCGGGUGAUCCGAUUGCAAUACCUACUGAUCUUAGGUAUGACAAGAAUUGCAAGGAUGUCGUAGACGACGUCAUCGCAAAAUACGGGCGCAUCGAUAUCCUGGUGAACAGUCCAGCUAUGCAAUACUAUGUGUAUUCGUAUACCUUAGAAGAGAUCACAGAAGAGAGGCUUGAAAAUGUGUUUAGGACCAACAUUUUCUCCUAUUUCUUCAUGUCAAGGCACGCCUUGGAGCACAUGAAAGAAGGAAGUGCGAUCAUAAACACCACAUCGGCGUUAGCAUACACGGCUACCCCGCCACAUUGGCUUGACUACAUUUCAACAAAGGGAGCCAUAGUGUCCUUCACAAGGGCUCUGGCAUUGCAUCUAGUUGACAAGAAGAUCCGUGUCAAUGGUGUGGCCCCUGGUGCUAUAUGGACACCAUUGCAAGCUGCGGCGCUCAAUGACGAAGAAAUAGCAACAUUAGGGUCAACCGCGCCUAUGGAUAGGGCAGGUCAACCUUAUGAGGUAGCUCCAUCGUAUGUGUUCCUUGCAUCCGAGCAAGACUCUUCCUACUUUACCGGCCAGGUUCUUCAUCCUAAUGGCGGAAUAAUGGUAAAUGGUUAGUCCUUGUUGGGUUCUAGAAUUUCAUUUGAUAAUGAAGUGAAGCAUACAUAAAAGUUUGGGUAUUUAAAAUAAAUCGACGUUUAGAUGUACUUGUAGAUAUCUUGUUGACUGUCAAAUAAAAGUUUGGGUAUUUAAAAUAAAUCCACGUUUAGAUGUACUUGUAGAUAUCUUGUUGACCGUCAAAGGUGAACUUCAUAUGAGUUAUAUGGAACGAUUGUAAUGAAGUCCUUAUAACGUCACAUACUAAUAGAAAAUACGGCAUGAUUGUGAAAUUGAAGUGUGUGAUAAUGGUACAUAAUGAAAAGAUGGAGCUUAAAGUUA
Molecule: messenger RNA, 1989 nt
Organism: Helianthus annuus (common sunflower)
Lineage: Eukaryota; Viridiplantae; Streptophyta; Magnoliopsida; Asterales; Asteraceae
Product: glucose and ribitol dehydrogenase
Exons: 5
Coding region: 622-1668 (348 amino acids)
Source: RefSeq, a predicted model, not a curated record